Molecule: messenger RNA, 772 nt
Organism: Rhodotorula graminis WP1
Lineage: Eukaryota; Fungi; Basidiomycota; Microbotryomycetes; Sporidiobolales; Sporidiobolaceae
Exons: 3
Coding region: 1-513 (170 amino acids)
Source: RefSeq, a predicted model, not a curated record
AUGGCUCCUCCGAAACAACCCCCGCAUCAGCCAGCACCGGAGCGCCUCGAGGUCCCGACCCUCCCUCCUCCCUCAUCGCGCUUCGUCCUCCCUCCUCCCCCUUCGGCCCUCCUCGACCGCCUCCAGGCCUUCCUUCCCCAGAUCCGCGACGCCAACGCCCACCUCGACCCUCCCCAGCCCGGCACCGCAUCACCAGACGAGGCCGUCGUCGUCGAGGAAAUCACAGACUCGAGCGACGACGACUCGUCCACUGACGACGACGACUCCACCACGAGCGACGACGACAGCGACGAGGGCGACAGUGACGACGGCGAGACGGCCGAGCGGCAGCAGCAGGGCGUCGCGACGGAGCAGGUCGCGCCGCCGGCAGGCGCAGCAGACGACGGCGCAGGGUCGCUCGCCCGCCUCCUCGACAUCUCGGCCCGCCCGACCGUCGUGCGGUCAAAGCUUCUGGUGCAGGAGGAGCCGGUGGCGGGUGCGCACGCGGGGCGAGACGACAUGCAGGCCGACUGAGGGCGGCAGAGGGAGGAUGAGCUCGUCGGUGGACGAGCUGGAUCAUGAAUCGCUCGACCCGGAUUCGGCGAGCGGAAGAGCUGCCGAGUGGCCGGUCGCGCCCGUCCGAGUCAGCUCUCGGACGUGAAGGUACGCCGAGGACGUGCGAGCACCCAUUUGGCCGUAGAGCCCCUUCUCUCGCCUCGUAGGGCCACCUCUCGCCGGCUCUCGUCGCGCACGAGCCCGGGCCUCUGCCUGCAACGCGACCAGACUGCAAAGA